Knipowitschia caucasica is the source of this 723-nucleotide messenger RNA. The record is from the annotation of a GenBank genome assembly. NCBI's taxonomy places the organism in Eukaryota, Metazoa, Chordata, Actinopteri, Gobiiformes, Gobiidae.
AUGUGCCUUCGAAAACGGAAAGGAUACCGACCCCCGGACCUCUUCCAUGCCGACAUUUACACAGGUCCGGUCCCGGGCGAGCGAGGCGGCGAGGUCAUGGGGGGCGGUCGCACUGAGACUUCAGCCCUGAGCGGGACAGGGGGCCGCGCCAUCACCUCCCAACGACCCAACGCCUGCUGCUUCUGCUGGUGCUGCUGCUGUAGCUGCUCAUGGAACGAAGAGGAGCGAAGGAAAAGGCGGCGGAGGAAGAGGAUCACGCAGGACACAAAGAUGGAGACCGUACCAAACUGUGAAGCUUGCACCAAACCAUCGGAGGAGGAGAUGCGGCUGUGGUCCCAGUCCUUUGAGAAGCUGAUGAGGAACCCGGCCGGCAGGAACUUGUUCAGAGAGUUUCUGAGGACAGAGUACAGCGAGGAGAACAUGCUCUUCUGGCUCGCCUGUGAAGACCUGAAGCAGGAGAUCAACAAGAACGCCAUCGAUGAGAAGGCCCGCGCCAUUUACGAGGACUACAUCUCUAUACUGUCGCCCAAAGAGGUGAGCCUGGACGCCCGGGUGCGAGAGGUGAUCAACAAGAAGAUCGAGGAGCCGACGCCGCACACAUUUGAGGACGCACAGCUGCAGAUCUACACGCUGAUGCACAGGGACUCGUACCCACGCUUCCUCUCCUCCUCCAUCUAUCGCUCACUGGUACACGGCAGCUCCAGGACCUCCUCCGAGUCCUAG